UCGAAGGGGAAAAAACCUACCCUAGACUAUAUAAGGAGGGCAUCAGAUACCUUGGAGUUUAUCUCUCAAACAAAUCCUCAUAUUGUUCUACAAAAAAUAAGCUAUUAGAAAAAAUCCUAAAGUUCACCAAUGCAAUUUCAUCACAAAAAGGAUGGAAUGGUUUAAUAACUAGACAAGCUUCUCACUGGAUUAUACCAGCACAAUUAGAAUAUGCCAUCAAUGCUACAGUCCCAUCAGAUAAUGAAAUGGUCAUCCUUCAAAGGAAAAUGAACAAACCAAUUAAAGCAAGAUUAGGUGUCAAGCAUAUUAUUUCCAAUAAAAUUUUAUACUCACCAGCAAGUCUCAACAUUGUCAAACUUCAAAACUGUUGUGAUCUCACCACCAUUAAAAUUUUGACAGUCAAACUCACCAAUUUAAAAAUCUUUCCCGUCACUUCAAGAGAAAUCAUAUCAAUACAAGCCGCCCAAGCAAUCUGGUGCUGUCCAAUCUGUUUCCCUUAUUACUUUACUGACUCAUGGAUAAUAUCAACAGCCCUACUAGCCAAGAGAUAUAACAUUAGAAUCUGUCCACUUCCCUGCCCUUUUAAUCAUAAUAACCAUGAGAACUCAAUUGGUUUAAACAUCAAACUCACAAAAGCAACUGCUCUUUCACUAUAUUACUCUAAUAUUAAAACCAUCUAG
Acaulospora colombiana is the source of this 680-nucleotide messenger RNA. Lineage: Eukaryota; Fungi; Glomeromycota; Glomeromycetes; Diversisporales; Acaulosporaceae. The record is from the annotation of a GenBank genome assembly.